AUGGCCCAUCACCCAAUUCACGAAGCCAAUGAGAGCAGCCCUUAUGGGAACCUAACAAAGGAGGAGUUUUACCAGAAACAUCACAUAUUCCACCAUGAAACCUUCAUGCUUAAUAAACAUAACAUGAAGAUAUUCACCCAAUCUUGGCAGCCUGCAGGCUCAAAUUCCCAGCUCAAAGGGGUUGUGGGCAUGAUUCAUGGAUACACCUCCGAGAGUGGGUGGCUCUUUGAACUAAGCGCAGUAGGGAUAGCGAAAGCCGGAUUCUUGGUUUGUUCACUUGACCUGCAAGGCCAUGGAUUCUCGGAAGGCCCUCGUGAUCACAUCACCGAUGUUCAGUCCUUAGUCCAUGAUUGCCUCCAGUAUUUCGACUCUGUUCGAGCCCAUCACCCCAACCUCCCACAUUUCCUCUACGGCGAGUCAUUAGGCGCUGCAAUCGCCAUACUCAUAUGCCUGCACCAGAAAAAAGCGUGGAAUGGUUUGAUAGUGAGUGGAGCUAUGUGUGAAAUAUCAAGCAAGUUCAAACCUGUUUGGCCGCUGGAGAAGCUGCUCCCACCUGUUGCUUUCGUUGCGCCAUCUUGGAGGAUACCGAUCACAAGGCCACCAGCCAGUCGAUCCUACCGGGAGAAUUGGAAGAGAAAGCUGGUGGAAAGAAGCCCAAAUCGGCGAACCAGCGGGAAGCCAACUGCAGCGACGGCAUUGCAGCUCCUGAGAGUGUGUGAAUAUAUAAAGCGAAAUUGCCAUGAAGUGGAAGCGCCGAUGCUGGUUCUGCAUGGUGGAGAGGACAUGAUUUGCGACCCUGACGGGGCAAAACACCUGUAUGAAUCAGCAAGCAGCAAGGACAAGAGUUUGAAGAUCUUCCCAGGCAUGUGGCACCAGUUGAUCGGCGAACCAAAUGAGAGUGCUGAGAAGAUUUUCGACACCAUAUUGUCAUGGAUAGAAGUCAGAGCUGGUUUGUUUAACUGA
Messenger RNA from Sesamum indicum (sesame), 963 nucleotides. RefSeq names its product caffeoylshikimate esterase. The record is from RefSeq and is a predicted model, not a curated record. NCBI's taxonomy places the organism in Eukaryota, Viridiplantae, Streptophyta, Magnoliopsida, Lamiales, Pedaliaceae.